AAAUUGUUACAGAAGUGGCGUCCAUCUGUUAAAACUCUGAAGAUACCGUGAAGGUUUUGCGAACUCAUCUUUUCAGACGAAUAAUUUUGAAAGAACAUGUCGGAGUCAGCUGCGUUUCUUUUUCUUUUAUUGAGUACAGGUCUGUCAUUGGUCAGCUGCAAAGUAGGAGUAUGUAACACGACAUACUUCAUCUCUAAUGGACAGCAGUGCCAGAGAGAAAUGAUCAAGAAUCUGAUGACAAACCCGAACACCAACUGCAGUUACGAAUACGAGAGGGAAAAAUCCUGUCUGAAGACCCACGUUGCAACUUGUUUGAGUGAUUAUGUUGACCACGUGACGUCACUACUUCUUCAUCAAUUAUACCAUUGUGGCGACCUCACUUACCAACCCUCUUUCGCCAAUACAUUAAUUCUUGGAAAGAUCAAAUGCAAGGAUGAAGCAUUUAUGGACACCGAGUUUUGCUGGGAGUAUUUCCGAGAUAAGUUAAAUUCCAAUCGGUCUGACCCAUCUUUGUGCAGGGAAUAUGCUUUGGCAAAGCAUUGUAUAAAUGAAAAAGUUAUGGCAAAUUGUGAGAUAUGCAGCUCGCUUGUGAGAGAUCAUUACAAUCCGUUUUGCGCAAACAAAAGCGAUCCACUAAUGGUCACGAAUGGAUGUCAGGAUUUAGCGAAGCCCCUUCCGUGUUCCUCUUCCUCAGUAUACAAAACAGCGUUAGACUGCGAGAGAAUUUUUUUGAAGAGCUUUAUGGAAAACGACAAAACUGAUUGCGGACCUGCGCUCACCACACUGAAAAGUUGCUUGGAUGAGCAGUUAUCUCAGAGGUGUAAAGACGACUCUAUUAAUCGGCGAGUCGUGGCUGACAUAAGGAAAGCUGUAAUGGCGGUGCUUCGUGGUCCAAGAUUCUUUUGUGAUGCAGUGAACCUACGCACAAUCGAUCUUGAUUUCAAAGCUCGUCCCACGAUCCCUUGUAAAGCAAACUUUUUUCCAGAGAUGGAGAAAUGCGCCAAACCUGUAAGGAUGGAGUUCAAUGCACAAAACGGUAUCGGUGGGGAAUUUUGCAGCAAGUUCCGCACAGCUUUAAGUUGUUCCAAUGGUGUGCAAAAAUCCUUUUGUAAGUUUGAUGAAAGCGUUGUUGGUAUGAUUCAAAGAUCCUACUCAUCGUUUUGCGUGGAUGGAACCAGCACUGGUGGAGAGGGCCGUAACAAUACUGCAUCUUCUACGUCAGCAAGCUUUGCUUUUUUAUCUGCCUUUGUUUUUCAAGUACCGAUGUUAUUGGAUGCCAUCAACUCCAUUUUGUUUUCUGUACAGUAUUGAUUUCUGUAACGUAUUAUGCCGUUAGGAAUUUUUCUCCAACUUGCAUAUUUACCACAGUCGCUUUUCUGAUCGACGUCUUUUCAUUUGUUGUUCACCUUUUUAGUGCGGCCUGUAAGUCUAACUUGAAUUAAUAUUUUAUUGUUCGUGAAACUUUUCGAAGACCUUGUGUUAUUUUCCUUUGUUCAGUAUCGUUCCCCCCUGGGAGGGUAGGUCAGAGGAGGCGAGGGCGGGGAGGGGCGGAGAUUAAAGACAAUCAGAUUUUAUGCCCGCGGAAACAUAGUUGCCUGCCAGAUCUUUUGGUGUCUAUAUUGAAAUUUUGAAGGUGUUUAUAUAGUCUAUAGUUGCUGAUAGCUUUAGGAGUUCCUAAUUAUGUGUUCUUGACUAUGCGAAGUCGCUGUUGUUUUUGCAGAUAUUUUAUCCCUACACAGUUGAUUGAAAAUAAAGAAGACAGGAAAUUGAAGAAAGAUAAAACAAAGCGAAAAAAAAAAAUUUUAUUCAUUUGAUGGAGCAAAUGACGAAAGUAGGAAGAAAAGCAACCCUUCCAACUAAUAGUGAUUUUUUUCUGAUCUGUUUGGAUUCUUCUUUGCUUAUAAGGAUUUAAUUGAAAUUAAGUAAAUACGUUUAACAAAACUGUUGUAGUCAAUUUAAUGUGUGCCACUUAUCAGACAAUUUCACUCAGAGUACUACUAGACUGACGUCUUUCCACAAAGUGCCAAACUGUAUUUAAUGUAUGGUUCUAGGGUAUGCUAUGUUAGCCGUAAGAUGUCAGAUAUUCGGAGUCUCUUUG
Molecule: messenger RNA, 2098 nt
Organism: Pocillopora verrucosa
Lineage: Eukaryota; Metazoa; Cnidaria; Anthozoa; Scleractinia; Pocilloporidae
Source: RefSeq, a predicted model, not a curated record